CGGAAUGUUGUACUCUAAUUGAAUUUCCUAUCAAGCACCGUUCACCCGAAAGUUAAUUGCAGUUUGCUCCUCGGUCUGAGCGAGUGAGUGGAUUUGCCUACUUAUAACCUGCCGUCCUGAUGUCAUGCUUGCAACUAAAUAUGUAUUGGGCGAACUGUGUUUCAUAAUCAUAGGAAAUUCAAUUAAAGCAAAACAUUCAGUUAACUGCCGCUAUACAAAAAAUCAGCAGGCUACCUGCAAUUAAACCAUUGAUUGACCCACUUACUUUAGUCCAUUUUCAAAAACCUAAGUUUGUUUGCUUCGUCAGCGUUUUUCGGCACUAUAUACCGAAAUAACCAAUUCCAAUUCUGUUACCGUUUUCUUGAUUAAGUGGUUUGGAUAUUAUAAACAGACAGACGAACGAACAGACGGGGUUUUCACUAUUAUUAAGUAGAUAGGUAUAUGUAUUACGACACUCUAUUGUAAAAUAGCCGCCAUGCUAAAUUUCAGAUUUAGAAGGUACAACGGUCGUGCUUGCAAGCACUGUUAUAUUUGAAAUAAAAAUAAAAAGCUGAAAAGAAACAAACAAUUCUAAUCAACUUUUGAAAAAAAGCAAGAUUGGGACAAAACCGAGAAUUCAGUUCACUUUUGAGUGCGAUAUCAUUAUUACCCAAGUUCUAAAAAUAUAACCUUGACAGAUAUGGUUAUUGAUGGUCGAGUCUUAUCAGCUGCUCUCACGAUAACGGUCCUAUCAUGCAUGCUAGUGUCUCAACAAGCGUCAGCAUUCGACCACUGUAAUCUCAUUGACGACUGUAACCAGUGUCUCAGAAACUUUUCAGAAUGCGCCUGGUGCGCUGACUCCUCCUGGCCACAUCCCCACUGUUUUGUGGCAGGAGCUUGGUAUCUCAACAACGCUACUUGCAACAUGUUAACUAAUUACGAGAGUACUGUCACUGUUUCAAGAGGACCAGAGUUGAAUGAUACAAACCAAGUAACUCCUACCAUGUUCAGUAUAGACCUUAGAGCAAAGCAACCUGUUAGUCAGGUUAUCAAAGUCAGACCGGCUGAAGGUUAUCCGAUAGACUCCUACUACUUGAUGGACUUUUCUUAUUCUAUGAAGGACGAUCUGGAAAACUUAAAACUUUUGGCGGGAAACCUGACCGAAGAGUUCAGGAAAGUCAGCGAAGAUUUCACGAUAGGUUUUGGAACAUUCAUCGACAAAAGGAUAGCACCUUAUUCCUACAUGGACCCGGAGAGACUGAAGAACCCUUGCUUUACUGAUGAAGUUGAUAUGCUUACUGGCGAGCCAUUCUCGUGUCCGCCAUCCUAUUCGUUUAGAAAUGAAAUGAAGCUGGCAAACAGUCUGGAAACUUUUAUAGAUACACUUAAUAAUUUGGGGGUUUCUUCGAACAUUGAUUUUCCUGAGGGUGGCUUUGAAGCGCUUUUACAGGUUGCCGCGUGCUACAAAAAGUUAGGAUUCAGAGAAAAGUCACGUAAGAUAGUAAUAUACGCGAGCGACGCGGGGAUUCACAUUGCAGGGGACGGUAAAUUGGCCGGGUUAGUUAACCCUAAUAGUGGGAAAUGUAGUCUUGAUAAGGAGAAUAGGUACUACGAGAAGGCGGAGCAGCAGGAUUAUCCUACUAUUGAGCAGGUGAACCAGAUGCUGAUCAGAAACAACAUAAUACCGAUAUUCGCUAUAGAGACCGACUACGUAAACCUGUACGAACAGCUGAGUGACCACAUGACCCAGCUAUCUGAUGUGGGGGUCUUGUCACCGGAUUCCUCAAACAUUGUAGACCUUGUCCGAACCGCCCUAUACCGUAUCACAUCAACCAUCAACCUGGUUAUCCUGGACGAUCUGGGCUACGUUAUCAACAUUAAACCACUGUGUCCGGAGAGUGUUCCUAAUGGCUGUACUAAUGUUAAACAUGGGGAGACGGUACAGUUUGAGGUAACGUUCACGUUGGAAAAGUGUAACCCUGACGACCCCCCUGUCAGAGUUAUCCCCAUUAUAAUACCCGGUUUUGAUACUGUCUUCGUCACUAUUACUCACCAGUGUGACUGCGAUUGUUAUAGUAGCGUUCCAGUGGCAGGAGAGGAUGUGUGCAGUAACCAUGGCAGCAGAGUCUGUGGACCUUGUGAGUGCAGAGACCCUUACUUCGGAGAGGAUUGCGAGUGUUCCCCUCGCUACCAGAAAAGUGAUGAACUUUGUAAAUCUGAUCCUAAUACCAACAUGUGUGAGUGCAGACACCCGGCAACACCCCCUGGUGUGGAAACCCCUUAUAUACGGUACGGGGAGUUCUGUGAGUGUUCCAACUACGAGUGCCCUAAGGGGGGUAAUGGUAAGAUCUGCAGUGGGUUAGGAAACUGUAACUGCGGAGAGUGUAUCUGCGAGCAAACAGAGCACGGGGUUCCUAAAGUAGCCACUACGGAGGGGGAAGCGUGUGAUUGCGAGCUGGCUUCAGACAAGUGUUAUAAUCCUUACCCUGACCCAGAGUUGGAGUCAGGAGAGUUACCCUGCAGUGGACCUGAACAAGGGGACUGUCAGUGCAACAGGUGUAUCUGCAAACCUAACUACAGAGGUCGAUACUGUGAGGAAUGUAUUUUCUGUGGACCCCUACAAUGUAGUACUCAUAUCGACUGUGUACUGUGUCUCUCUGUAAAGUUUCCGAAAGCAGAACUUGGGAGGAAUGUGGAUAUCGAACAAUACUGUAAACAAGAGUGUGAUAACAACGGGGUGAAUUACCAGGAAAUGGAUAAAACUGUUGAUGUAGAAAAAUUGAAGAACAUGGAUUUAGAGGACAUGGGCUACCAUGAGGUAGAAGCAUGUGGACAGUACGAUGAUGACGAGUACAACUGCAGGGCUAAUUUCUAUAUAGCUAAAAAAUACAUGUCCUCAACAAACUAUGAACAGAGUUUGAAUAUUACGGUCUUCUACGACAAGGAAAUCGAGUGCGAUGAGUUCGCCCUGAUAUGGAUUAUUUUACUAAUCGUUGGAGCAAUAGUUCUGUUGGGUCUCUUUAUACUCCUGGCAUGGAAGUGUUGGACCACAUACGCCGACAAAAAACUCUAUGCUAAGUUUGAAGAAGAUAUGGCAGCUGCGAAGUGGAAUACCACCCAGAGUCCGAUCUACAAAAAAGCUACAACAAUUCAUUCAAAUCCUUUAUUUCCAGUUCCGGAAACUGAUUUAUGAAAAUCUCAGCAGUGUUAACCGGACAUCAUGUUAUGAUAAAAAUUAAUUUGUUUGAUUGAUUUCUUUAAUUUGUUUAAUUGUUUUCGAAUAUACAUGUAAAUACAGAUAAAUAUAAAAAUGCACAAUAUCAUAAAUGUUUUUCGUGGUACUUUUUGAAUAAUAUAACAAGUGAUUAUCUGCAUCGAAACGAUUAUUAUUUUUCACAGGAUUAGUUAUAUUCCACUCUUACAAGAACAUUUCAUGUUAUAAUUUAAUUAUAUUAUCAGACAUAUUUGUUAUUGAACAUCGGCGCGGUAUAAAUAUACUUCUUUUGCAAAAUGAUGCAAUGAGAGAUUAAUUAAUUUUGCAUUAAGGUUUGACAUGUUGAAGUUAUUUAUUGUAUUUGU
Bolinopsis microptera is the source of this 3558-nucleotide messenger RNA. Its product is annotated as integrin beta-3-like. Gene Ontology annotation, cellular component: cell surface; integrin complex; focal adhesion. Gene Ontology annotation, biological process: cell migration; cell-matrix adhesion; integrin-mediated signaling pathway. The transcript has 21 exons. The coding region runs from base 680 to 3172 and encodes 830 amino acids. Gene Ontology annotation, molecular function: integrin binding. The record is from RefSeq and is a predicted model, not a curated record. NCBI's taxonomy places the organism in Eukaryota, Metazoa, Ctenophora, Tentaculata, Lobata, Bolinopsidae.